Pocillopora meandrina is the source of this 1491-nucleotide messenger RNA. Lineage: Eukaryota; Metazoa; Cnidaria; Anthozoa; Scleractinia; Pocilloporidae. The record is from the annotation of a GenBank genome assembly.
AUGAGCGAGCUUAUAUCGACAGCUCCAUUGUACACAAGAGAUCGGGUCCACCAAACGAAAAUAGGGAAUAUUCUGUGUACUGGGAAAGGCUGUAUUGGCUGUGAUAGAAAGUUUCAGACUGGUGAUCAGGACUUGUCGGAAAUUUUAGGCGAGGUCGAUUUGGUGGAUUUUGACAAACAAGAGCCUCGGUUUUUACCGACUUCUACCUGUGCAAGAGGAUUUUCACAUAACUACGACAAACACAAUGACGGUCGGCAUGGAAACACCGCAUUGAUGCGAGCUAAAACAAAGAAGGGAAAACUUCUCAGCAGAUCGAAACUUCGAGUGCAAGAGCGAAAUAUUACCAAGGAUGGUGUAAAAGUUAAAGAAAGAGAUUUUCAGUCCGCUAAAAAUAAAAUGAGUAGGCCAGAGUCAUUAGCUGUUGAUCAUAACACAGAUACUAAUAGACGUUGUUACGGAAAAAUUGUGAAGACUUCGGCUCAGUCAAAUCACAAAACAAUAAGAAAUAAAACUGUAUCUUUUUCGGCCCCUCUUGUUAGGCAGGGUACGUUUACUCUUGAAGUUAGUGAAACUGGAAAAUCAGAAACGAGUCAAGAACGUAGAAAUAAACGAAAACAAUCGACUGCUCCUCUGCAAACCAAUGGUCAUCACUGGAGAUCUCGGUCUCACCUCUCGAUAGCGGAACCAGACACAAAUUUCUUGAAAGUCAGGCAGGGGACGUCCACUCUUAUAAAUGGCGAGAAAGGAAUAACAGAAAAGAGCCAAGAACAUACGAAGAACCGUAAACAAUCGACUGCUCCGCUGCAAACCAGUAAUCAUCACUUGAGAUCGCGAUCUUACCCUUUAAUGCCAGCACCGAAAACGAAUUUCUUGAAAAUGCUUCAUAACAGCAGUGUAGGAAUAUUUGACAUCAAGUCAAUGAAAAGCAAAAAGAAGUCUAAGUGGGUGAAAAAAGUUUUGAAAUCCGGAGUAAAAGAGGAAGAGAUAUUUCCUCAAAUUGAAGGUAGGAAAACCACGAGAGGCGGCAACAGAAACUUUAAGACAGCGAGAAACAGCCAAGAGGAAAGCACAUCAAAUUUACCUCAGAGACCUAACGAAAAAUACAGAAACAAGGAAAAAGACUUAAAAAAUAUAUCUUCGAAAGACAAAGGGUUUUCAGCUUCGGAAGAUGAUCGUCAAUCUUCGGUUCUUGUGAUUGAGCAUUCCCACGACGAAAUGAACACAAAAGAUGAGAGUUUAUACAAGCUUGGUUUCACAGCACAACGUAGUGAAAGAAAGAAGAACUUUCCCGACGUUUCAAUACUAGAAAUUGCCGAAAGUUUGGAAGGUUUUGUUCAGCUGGGAGUUAUAAAACUUAUCUGUCAAGAACACGAAGGCUGUUGGUAUAUUAUAGUGAGUGGCCGGAUUAUUCGUGAUUUUCUUGUUCAAAAUGGCGUAAAGAUGCGUGGCAGGAACUUCCAACUGAUCGAUUGUACAAAAAACUCAUAUUAA